AAACAAAUGAGAAGUUCAGUUGUGGGCAACUGUAUCUGAUGAGCGGACUCUUUCUUAAAAGGAUCUUUUUUUGUGUGUGUGCUGCAUUUGCAUGAUCUUAAAGAGAACUGUCGGAGUUGGAACGAUAACACAGAGAAGAUAACAUGGGUGGAAUGAUUUCAAAAUCUACAACCACUCACGAGAAACACAGCACACACUCUACAGUGGCCCCUGUAUCCCACCACCCUGUGACCACUGUUCGGUGCUCUGAGGCCUGUCCAAUCCAGAACAACCUUGAACAUUUGAUCUUAGCCUUUUUUGCUGGGGUUCUACUGACGCUGCUGCUCCUGGCUCUUGUCUUCCUCUUCUUGAAGAGCUACAGAAAGCGUCACUCUCACUCCCAAGCCCUGGAACCUCAGCAAGAUCCCUACUCAGAAAUUCCAGACAAGCCUUCAUCUUCCCAGGAGGCACUCACCUAUGCCAAAAUGACUUUCAAAGUUUCAGAAAAAAAGAGCCCUCACUUGACUGCAAACUCUUCCGCAGACUCAGAUUCCGUGAUCUAUUCUCAAGUUAUAAAGAAAAACUCAUCAUUGCCUUUUCAGUGAGGCUGGAACCCACUUCCUCUCUGAAUUUGGUCUAAAGUCAGGGUUUCUGCUUUUGAAGGAAUUUUGGACUGUGGCCCAGGCGAAAUUAGGUGGAGCUGUUUGGGUGGAAUGCAGCAAUGUUAGCCAGCAGUUUGGAAAACCAAGAGUCAAUCUUAUUCCUGGUCCACAAUAAAGAUUACUGGUCCUCCCUACAGGAACCUCAGUCUGUCUCCCUUCAGGGAUAAGACACAUGAGUAUUUACACUAUUAGUGAAUUCUAGUGAAACCCUCACCUCAGACUUGAGAUUAGCAACGGAAGAUAGGGGCUUAGUCUUGAAAGAGUGAACCCUUCACUUGUGAGAGAAGGGAAGAGAAGGGGAAGGGAAGUGAAGGGAGAGGAGGGAGAGUAAUUGGUGCAACUAGAAUGGAAGGCAGUUUGGCUCUAGCUAACCAUGUUUUCAAUUCUACAAAUGUAUCCUAUUUAAACAUAGAGAAAGACAGUCUUAAUUACAACUUUUAUCAGAUUGAUUAAAACUUAGGUUUGUUCUGUUCUAGGCACUAUUCUAAGUGCUUUGUUAUAGGUUGAUGUGAUUUAAACUCGGUUUUCCUGUUUCUGAGUCUGAGCUCCUUAAUGUUUUCCUAAGUGAUUAUGGUUUCAUUUGCUCUGUUAGUAAGACAUCUUUUGGAACUCACUUAAGGAUUGGGGCUGGCUGCCAGAGAAGCAACCACCUGCUUAUAGGAUUGGGAGUUUUAUUCCGUCUUCCUUCCAAUUCUCAAGGCAGAGAAGAAGUGCAAUGAGUCUCCAAUGACCAAAGAUUAUUGAUCAUACCUAUAUAUAAUGAAGUCUCCAAAACUUCCAUCACGGUUUGGUUCAGAGAGUUUCUAGGUUGUAAAACAUAAGAGAUUUGGGGUGAAUAUUGUGCCUUCCUCAUGCAUGUUUUUCUGACUUCCUGAAUUUUGUCCUUUUAUAAUA
Molecule: messenger RNA, 1535 nt
Organism: Sorex fumeus (smoky shrew)
Lineage: Eukaryota; Metazoa; Chordata; Mammalia; Eulipotyphla; Soricidae
Gene: CUNH1orf162
Product: chromosome unknown C1orf162 homolog
Exons: 7
Coding region: 144-584 (146 amino acids)
Source: RefSeq, a predicted model, not a curated record